Messenger RNA from Xenopus laevis (African clawed frog), 857 nucleotides. RefSeq names its product chromosome 2 open reading frame 50 S homeolog (gene cimip5.S). NCBI's taxonomy places the organism in Eukaryota, Metazoa, Chordata, Amphibia, Anura, Pipidae. The transcript has 3 exons. The coding region runs from base 189 to 665 and encodes 158 amino acids. The record is from RefSeq and is a predicted model, not a curated record.
UAAACAGACUGGGGAUAAGUGUGUGUGCCUCCUUCUCUUCUACUCACUGCACCUCCAGCAACACAACAAACUCAAGACUAGAAGUCGCAACUCAGCCAGGACUUUGCAAAGAGUCAGAGAAUCUGGGUAAAUCGGCCCUGGGGGGCACAAUUUACUUUCUUGUGCUCCAGUGGUAACACAGAGUGGAGAUGGGCAGCCGGCACGACACUAUACAAAGGAGCACCUCAGCGGGGUACAGACUGCCAGACAGACGGACGGCACAGCAACUUGCCUCAACCUCCUCUGUCUCCUUUAACAAGUCUGUUACAGGGGCCCAGCCCACCUCUCAGCCGAGUACCAAAGAGAAGGAGAAUCGCUGCUGGGAGGAUACAGUGAGGCACGACCAAGUUUGGCGGGAAUUUGUGGAAGCUGAGAGAAGAGGCGGGAAACGCUGGCAUGAGAACUGGGGGUUCCUGAAAGAGUAUGAUUCCCUGGGAAAUAAGAAGGAAGUGGAAGAGUUACCAAAAGAAGUGCCUCUUUUUUCUGACCGAAUACCCAACACCACAAACCAGACUAUUGGGAGUCGGAUGAACACGGAGCUGGGGAAGACUCUGGUCUAUAUGAAUUAUUUUCUCACAGGGGGAAACCAAAAGAAGAAGCUUGGAAGUGAACUGCUGCCCAGCUAGGAACCCACUGACAGACACCUUGGACUCUGCCUUAGUAUUAUACACAAAUGAGUGGGACAGUGCAGUGAUACAGGCCCUCGAUCACCCAGGAGAGUCUUCCUUCUUCUCUGGGACAAGGGAUGCAAAUCAGGAGGUGAUUAAAGGGAACUCCACCCAAAUAAAACAAAAUAAAAAUGUGGCUGUUGAAAGUAG